Molecule: messenger RNA, 747 nt
Organism: Mesorhabditis spiculigera
Lineage: Eukaryota; Metazoa; Nematoda; Chromadorea; Rhabditida; Rhabditidae
Source: the annotation of a GenBank genome assembly
AUGGCUCGCCGUUAUGACUCCAGAACGACCAUCUUCUCGCCGGAAGGCCGUCUUUAUCAGGUGGAAUACGCGAUGGAGGCCAUCUCGCACGCAGGAACUUGCCUCGGAAUCCUGGCCAAGGACGGGAUUCUGAUCGCCGCCGAGAAGCGCAACGUGCACAAGCUGUUGGAUGAUACGGUGCUAUCUGAGAAGAUCUACCGCCUGAGCGACAACAUUGCCUGCACGGUUGCCGGGAUCACGGCCGACGCGAACAUUCUCAUCAACCACCUGCGUUUCUGGGCGGCCAGUUACAAGUUACAAUACGGCGAGGACAUCCCCGUCGAGCAGCUUGUCAAGAAUCUCUGCAACGAGAAGCAGCGCUACACACAAGUUGGAGGCAAACGCCCCUUCGGCGUCUCGCUGCUCUACAUCGGAUGGGACAAGCACUACGGCUUCCAGCUCUAUCAGUCCGACCCCUCUGGCAACUACACCGGCUGGCGGGCGACGUGCAUCGGAAAUAAUCAUCAGGCUGCCGUCUCCCUGCUCAAGCAAGAAUACAAGGAGCCGACGCUCGCCGAGGCCAAGGUGCUGGCGAUGAAGGUGCUAUGGAAGACGCUGGAUGUCAAGGUGUCGUCGGACAAGAUCGAGAUGGCCAUUCUGACGCGCAAAGACGGGAAGACGGUCGUCGAAGAGCUGAGCCGCGCCGAGGUCGCCGUCCUCAUCAAGGAGCACGAGGAGCGGGAGAAGGAGGCCGAGGCCGCCCGUCUU